AUGGUGAAACGUCUGUCUUUAUCGGGUGCACCACCUCCUCCGAAUACUCAAUGGGACCCCGCGCGGUGUAAGCGCAUUAUACGACCGCUGUUAGUUAAACUCAACGCGCUCAGGGAAGAGGUUAAACGGAGCGAGGCAAGGGCUCGGAGACCACGACGGACUCUUUCUCCCGACAGCGGUGAUAAUUAUGGAGGGUGUAAAUUCGGCUCGAAGAAGUCUAGAAAGCCAAUGCGAACAUACGGAGCAUCGAAAACGAUCCCUGGCAAAAACGCUGUGCGGGCGCCGAGCGCAAGUAGUGCAUCAGUAAUGGUAGUCUCGAGAGGGACUAAGAAUAUGGAUUAUGCUUCUUUUAGUUUUCAUGAUCGCACCGAUGAUCCUUUACCUCUUCAUUGGAGCGCUGGUGCAGAUUUUAUUGCUAAAGGGAUGGUUCCAGCUUCUCAGAAUCUUUCAGCAAGAAUCGUCAAACCCAUAGCUUUUACGGAUGAAGCCAAUACACGCAUACACCAACACCAAGAAGCCGUCUAUUCAGCAUUAGACAAGUUUCUAUUCGCAACAUCGCCCCCACAUAAAGAACUAGCCAUUCCGACCUUAGCUUCUAUGGCGUCUCGACAAGUGGCCUACUGUAUCCUUGCUGUCGGAGACGACGGCAUGGACUGGUACGACUACGCCAAAGGAUAUGGUAGGAGUGGAGAGUAUCUUAGGGAGGUCGCGCGAUGGCACGGAAUUGAGUUAUUAAAGGAUGCACUAGCAGUCCGGGCUAUGGAUCCGGUAGACGGCGGUGGAGCAGGGGCGAUAGGGAGCUGCAUAGGUUUGUGCAGAAAACAUGGUGCCGAACGUGAAGCUGAGGCUCUACUUGAAACUUUAUUAUUUUUCAACCCUGUCUUUUACACUGCAAAGACCAACCCGGCCUUUGAGACUAUGAGGUCCUACUUCUCGAUAAGCCCUGGCGGUUUUGUGCCACCUAGUUCUGUGUACAGAAUCCUCAAAGCAUUUACUCCUCCCGUCUACAAGAAUCCUAGCUGGAUAUCCAGCAAGGAGAUUCAGGCCAUUUUGAUUAUAGCAACAAAGGACAUUGAAAUUGUCCCCAGAGCAGACGAGAUGGUUAUCGGGUUGCUUGAGUCAGCUUUCGGACUCCAAGGCAGCUAUAAAACCGAUGAAGAGAGCCCACACGAGCAUAUAAAUUUAAGACCCAUGCCGAGAAUUGGACGCCAGAAGGGAGAGGAGACGAUUGCAGGUGUUAUUCGGGCUCUCGUUGGCGCAACAUUCCAAUGGGCAGAAUCUAAUGCGCGAGGCGCAUUGAUCCGUCUCGUCAAAGGUUAUCUCUCCCAAGACCAGGCAUCGAAAGCGUUGGCACAGGAUGUAUGGGGAACGGAAUGGCCGGGAUUAGUCACAUCCAAAAUUAUGGCGAUGGCUCAUGUUCAGCGAUGGUCGUGCGAAGAGGCUAGCUGUACUGAUUAUUGCCUUGAGACCGGGUGCUUUAAAGAGUCGCUUCGUGAGUGUAGAGAUGAAAUUGCCUUGUGCCUGGAACAGUUGACGGAUGCGCUCCAUGGAAAUGAUGGAUUUUUGCUGGUCGCGGAUUACGUGCGCGAAUGUUAUAUCCCAGACACACCUUCGACGACGAAGGAGGAACAUGCAAAGGAAUUUGCCAGGAUCAACUCCCUUACCGGACGUCUUCUUGCCUCUAUCAGCAGGGCUUCCUCUUCAGAGUACGCAUCAAUGAACGUUCCGAAAACCCCUAAGACCUCCGCACCGAAAGUAAUUAUUUUCACUCCGGGGAAGCUGUUAACCCCCGAAGAUAAGAAAUGGGAAAAGCGGAGAUACCUGAUUGGGCAAUUAGUGCUGAGGAUUGCUACUCAAUACCAAGAGUCUGUUGCUUCGUUUAAACAUGAGUGGGUGAAAUGGGCAACAAAUAUUGAGAAGAAGGUUCUUCGGCUCAAAAUCGAGAUCCCACUUAAAACUACCGUUCUCAAAGAGGAUCACGGAGCUCAAGGUGUCUCCUCGAAGCAGAAGCCGCGAAAAGGGUGGCGCUAUGAGGAGGGGUUAGGAGAGUGGGUGUCUACCGGUCAAACACCUGGCCGAAAAAAAAUAAUUCCUAGAGGGGCUGGCUUUGAGGUGGCGAUCUAUAACCGUGAGGGAGGGAAUUGGAGGCAGAAGUAUCCGAAAUUCUCUUCCGACCAUAGCGCCAAACUUGAAAUCAGCGAUAGUGAGGAUGACUCCGAUGGCGCAUCCUUGGACAGUGAAGAUGGAGGAUCGGAGGAGGAGGAGGAGGAGGAGGAGGAGCAGGGAUCACUGUACCAAGGUUCAGACUCCGAAGACACGAAGAUAAAGCUCCCGUCCCUGAGGUCCGCCGAUAAAACACAAGCUAUCAGAGACAGCCUAAGGAAGUUUCCAAUGAGAAGCCAGUUAUUUAUCGCGUCCACGCCUGUGGUUGGCAGGUCAGCUGAGCUUAGCUCGCCCGUUGCCAGAGAGAACCUCUUGUCAAGGUUUAUUGACUCCGGCAAGGUUUUCACUAGCGACCCCGUUGAGAGAUCCGAUGAGGGUGAGGUCGACGAGGAUGGCGAAGACGAUGAAGACGACGGCGAGGCAAAUGAAGAUGGAGAGGAGGUAAAUGGAAGAAUUACAAUUCCAGGCUCCUCCCCCAUAGUUGGCAGGUUAACCCGACGUAGCCAAGAACCCAUCACUACUCCCCCCGCCACCUCCUCAACUGCCCAAUCGUCGGCCUACUCACCUUCUUCCGCAACUCUCUCCUCACAUCUUCCGUCUCUCCCUCCCCGCCGCACUAAACCCACAUAUGACGACGACGACGAUAGCACGGACAUGGCCUCAGACUCAGACAUCGACUCCGAUUCCGACUAUGAACCCGCUGUCACCCCUACUGUCCCUUCUGCCACCUGCGAAUCCAACAAUUCACUGGAGGAUGAACUUUCUGCGUCCGAUGCUACCUUCUCUUGCCACCGUGGUCGCCCCUCCUCGUUCACGCCAAUUCUUAAAACUGCAGUUGAUAUCCCUUCCACUGCCCCUCAAUCUACUUCAACUUCCAACCAGUCUUUGUCUGCCUCUUCAAAGCGCAAGAUCGAGCGCUCUGCCGAACGUCGGGUAGUGAGUAGGAAACGCGUGAUGCUUCACAAGAAGUCUAUUGCGGAGAUCACACGUCACGAAGUCGAGAUGAGUGCUGACGAGCUGGCAUGA
Tuber melanosporum (Perigord truffle) is the source of this 3189-nucleotide messenger RNA. RefSeq lists its product as uncharacterized. Lineage: Eukaryota; Fungi; Ascomycota; Pezizomycetes; Pezizales; Tuberaceae. The record is from RefSeq and is a predicted model, not a curated record. The transcript has a single exon. Bases 1 to 3189 code for a protein of 1062 amino acids.